AUGUUGGUACCCAACUUAUUUGAACUUCAUCAAUUUAUAAUCUUAGACUUGUUUUAUGAAGUCGACGAAGCAAGUGAUAAUCAGCACAAAAGAACACAUAAUUCGACUAUCCGACGACCAAGAGGGCCAACCGGCUUUUGUGGCAUUAGUAACCUUGGUGCAACAUGUUACUUAAAUGCGCUAUUACAAACACUCUUCUUGACUCCAGAAUUCCGUAGAAGUAUAUUCAGUAUUGAUAGAAAUGAGUUGGGAGACACUGAUGAAGCUACACAGGUGAUAAAUGUUCGCAAUAUUCCAAUCCAAUUGCGAAAAUUAUUUGCUAGGAUGGUGCAAUUAGAUAUUGACUUUGUUGAUACUGACCGACUGAUCGAAAGUUUUGGAUGGAAUAGCAAUGAUACCUUUCUGCAACAAGAUAUUCAAGAACUUAAUCGCGUUCUAUUUGAUGCGAUCGAACAAUCUUUGUUUGGAACAAACAGCGAGAAAAUUAUUAGAGACUUAUAUAAGGGAACAAUUGUUAAUGAGAUUGAAUGUAAGGAGUGUAAGGCCAUUAGUCGAAGAGAGGAAGGAUUUCUGGAUCUCAGCUUGUCUAUUGCUGAUGUAUCGACAUUGGAUGGUGCGCUAUCUAGAUAUUUUCUGGGGUAUGAGCUUAUGUUUGGAGACAAUAAAUACUAUUGUGAAGGAUGCGGUAAACACGUUGAUGCAGAAAAGAGCUGUCGUCUAUUAAAGAUACCACCAAUUUUGACAAUAUCAUUACUACGAUUUUACUACGAUAGUCGCAUUGGUAAUUAUAAGAAGGAUACGAAAAGAUUUUCAUUUCCGCGAAAACUUAACAUGAGCUCAUUUUGUAAGACUACGGAUAAAGAUAGCAUUUACGAAUUGUACUCGGUUAUAAUCCAUCGGGGGAAACUUACAGGUGGACAUUAUCAUUGUUUUACUGAAGAUAUCUGUAACAUGGGGAAAUGGAAUAUUUCGGAAGAUUCUACUAGUGUUACAGAAAGUAAAGAUAGUAAUCCUACCUCUAACAUAGACUUUAUGGAUUUGUAUGAUCCUUUACAAAUAUUAAUCGCAAUAGUUGAUUGCAUGGGUCGUGUUAAUGUACCUAUCGAUAUCAUAGGACAGAAAUUAACAAAGGAAACUGGAUCUUCCUGGAAUAACCGUUUUCGUAGAAAAUAUGGACCGAUCAAAAAGUUCUUAGGUAACCAUUCAGACGUAUUUUCCUUAAAUGACGAUUUAGUCUCUUUGAUUAGCGCACACAAUACCGAAGAGACUUCAGAGAUCGUUGACAAUCAACAUUUAAGGUUUACCACUUCAUUAAAUGCUUUAUUUUUACGCAGUGAUGAACGACACUGGUUUGAUUUCAAUGACCUAUCAGUUACUCCUAUUUCGUAUGAUAUGGUUGAGAAGAAAUAUUCGGGUAGUGAAUCAGCAUACAUGUUAUUCUAUCGG
This is a messenger RNA of Trichoplax adhaerens, 1446 nucleotides long. RefSeq lists its product as uncharacterized. Gene Ontology annotation, cellular component: cytosol; nucleus. NCBI's taxonomy places the organism in Eukaryota, Metazoa, Placozoa, Uniplacotomia, Trichoplacea, Trichoplacidae. Gene Ontology annotation, biological process: protein deubiquitination. The transcript is spliced from 15 exons. The annotation marks the transcript as partial. Gene Ontology annotation, molecular function: cysteine-type endopeptidase activity; cysteine-type deubiquitinase activity. The record is from RefSeq and is a predicted model, not a curated record.